CACCCUAAAGGACAGUGUGUCCUGUGUUGACGAGCAUAUGAAGCAAUGUUUCACUCCAACUCAAAGGAAGGUAUUCAAUCAUGUUGUUGCAGGAGCCAGGCAAUUUUUGGUGGAAUUGUGCGUAACAGGACCCAUACAAGAAGUUUAUCUAAUUCACGCUUCCUGCUUCAAAAACAUUUCCUUGGCUGAAGAAAAGUGCGCACCAAAAUACAGACAUCUAAUUGAAAUAUCAAAAAAUGUGAACGAAGAACAAAACGUUGACGAAGGCCUGCGUGAGUCGUGUUGUGCUUUUGGAGAAUUUGUGCUGUGCAAAUACAUUCACGUGAGUCAAGACUGCGGGCAUGAAGCAGCAGAUUUUCUGCAGCAGCAUCUGGACCGGAUAACAAGCCCAUUAUUACACGAGCACUGUGCCCAUUAUACUUAUGGAACAGGAACUUGUACUUCAUCAUCAAAUGACAUAGGUGCUAAGUUCACAAUCCCUUUGAUCCUGAUACUCUCCUUAGUUCGGCUCCUUAUUUAUUCCUCUAUCCAACAGACAGAGUUUUAUAAAUAGAUACCCAAAUCCUGGGUGCAAAGAAAGAAGAUGAAAAGAUAAAUCUUCAGCGUUAGGAAUGGAAAGAAGCACCCCGGUAUUGUCUGAUCUGAUACCCAUUAAUGCAUCACUCGAAACUACCCUUUGUGGUUCCAUUCUUAAAUAGGUGUGGGGUGCAUCUUUGUUAACAUAUAACUCAAAUGUUGUUUCGAAAUGUAUUCCUUGCAAGAUCUUUCUGUAACCUUUUGCAAAAUUUCUGUUUUAUCAGGAAAUUUUUAAUUUCUUUACUUAUUAAUGUGAAUAUUUUAAUUAACUACUAGUAAUGGUAAAUGUACUAUUGUACUUAUGUAUACUUAUAUGUUUGCUAUUCAGUAAUGUCUUAAACUAAUAAUAUGUGCAACAACUUAUGGUAAUUACUUCGGGGACUUAUAUAUUUUAAAAGGCUGUAAUUUUUUUUUCCUCUGUAAAGGCAGCGAAACACAAGUUUAUUACUCAAGCCAGUUCUGUUUAAAUUGUGAUAAUAGUGGUUUUCUCACAUUCUUUUGCAUUUUUAUAGCAAUAAAUGAGUAAAUCAAAAGUCAAGCUGUAGAGAUCGUUAGAUGUUUCGGACCAAGAGAUAUAAAAAUUUAGCUGUGUUCAUACAAAUCACGGACCUUCUAGUUUCUAUAUGGCCGUGUUUACCACUUACACCCUGAGGACACUAACAGAAAAAGUGCGAUAAUUCCUUAAAUUUUCCACCAGUUAACGAGCGGCUUGUGAGAAGCACGACCCUCAGUCGAUCAAAUUUAUGUGGCUUGAUGAAAUAUAGUCAACCAUACCCUUCUUUGGACUUCACUGUAGAAACCGAUGUACAUUCCAGACCAGAAAACAACCCCCCCCCCCAAAAAAAAAACUAUGCUCUCGGCGGGGUUCGAAGCAUUGAAUCUACCAAUUAGCCAUCUAGAAGUGCUAAUCACGACAGUUCGUACGGGAGAAUUCGAUAACCCCUCACAAAGAAGCGUUUUAUUCUCUACUCGUUAUAACUGAAAUAAAAUGAUAAAUUUACAAAAUUACUCCCCGUAUAUUUCUAAAUACUCAAAAUUAAUUAUUAACACCUAGAAUAAACGGAAGAUGAAAUCAUAUAGAGAAAGUUUUCUUCAUAUGAACAUGUAAUAACUAUAAUUUGUACUCUAUAAUAAAUUCUCAAAAAUCUUAAUUACAAUUAACGAAAAAUUUAGACAAAUUAAUAAUAAGGAAAAAUGAAGAAAAUAAUUUUAUUUUUCAAAUUAGAUUAACUAUAUCCUAUAUAUGUUAAAAUUUUCAGUAUUUUCUUAUUCAUCAUUUUAAUCAAAAGGCUGUGUAAUUCGGUAAUAAUUGUUACAAUUUCAGCAUUUUACAGAUUUUCAUUGAUUACUCUCACUUACAUUGAAUUUGGUUUAUUUAUGCAGAUAUUUGUGUUAACAAAAGAUAAAACCUUAAAUUCAUACAUAAGUAUUCUAUUUAACGAAUUAAAAUUUUACUAAAGAAAUUCGAGUGCUCUUUAUUUCUGUAUAAGGUAUUUCUCCUAGUUUCCUAGCGUGCCUUCUAUAUAGUUGUUCUGCACGCAGGGCCGGUAUUCCAGAGGUCCGUCGUUCGAUUCCUGGGAAAGGCGAUUGCUCAUUUUUCACAUCUCCUGCUUCCAAAAAAUAUCUAAUAUCUCU
Molecule: messenger RNA, 2211 nt
Organism: Stegodyphus dumicola
Lineage: Eukaryota; Metazoa; Arthropoda; Arachnida; Araneae; Eresidae
Source: RefSeq, a predicted model, not a curated record